AGCCGGCGAAGCUGAGCAGCCAGAGAGGGACAGUGUGUGAGGGUGCAGAGUCUGUGCUUGUGUGUGUGUGUGUCUGUGUGUGUGUUUGUGCACGUGUAUGCAUGUGUGUGGGUGCGUUUGUGUGUGAAACAGUGAGAGAGCGGAAGUGCAGGUGAAGCCAGGCAGUGUUUUAAAGUGGAUGGUACAUUGCACUGCUCUCUCUGCCUCUCGCUGGACUAUUCCACCAACUAGGACUCACCCCUCGGACUAUCCGGACGCUUCCUCCUCCUCUUGGGAACACCUGUGUGCAUGUGUGUGUGUGCAGAGGAGACAACAGACUUGGCCCUGCUGAUGGUCUCUGGCUGGGGGAGAAGGGGGGACUGCUGCUGACCAUGGACUUCCCUCACUAGUAAACGGGGGUGGCGUGGAGGAGCGGGUGUGUCCGGUCAUCAUGUGCACGCGAGCCAGUCCUGACCCCGUCCCUGAGUGCCAGCUGUUCCCGGGAGAGGUGGAGGGCCCUGAAGAGGAGGUGGCAGACGACGGCAGGGAGAGGGAAUCGGACAGAGACAGCGCUGUGGAGAGCACCCAAGGGUCGGACACCUCAGACGGGCUCAUCAGAGCGGGGGACAAGGAAGACGCACUCGGCGAUCUCUUUUUCCCGGGGGAGAAGUGUGGUCAGACCAGCGUCUCAGUGACCUCUGACCUAUCGACACGUUCCUCGGCUUCUCUGAACGAGGAGCAAUUUGAGGACUACGGGGAGGGGGAGGAGCCAGACUUCGCUCUCAGCAGCCCCUGUCCGGACGACGAGACUCGUACCAACGGAUACUCGGACCUCGGUUCAUCUGUUCCCUCGAGUGCAGGACAGACUCCUCGUAAGGUGCGUCAGCCUUACCCCGGCGAACUGAUGGAUGUCUAUUGCUCUCAGUGCAGCAAAAAGGUCAACCUCCUAAAUGACCUGGAGGCUCGCCUGAAGAACCUCAAGACUAACAGCCCCAACAGGAAAAUCUCCAGCACGGCGUUUGGAAGGCAGCUUCUCCACAACAGCAACUUAAGCAGCAGCAAUGGCAGCACGGAGGACCUGUUCCGAGACAGUAUCGACUCCUGUGACAUUGACAUCAAUGAGAAGGUGACUUCUCUGGAGAAGAAGGUAGCGGAGCUGGAAAAUGAGAUUCUGAUGAAUGGAGAUCUCAAGUCCAAGCUGAGGCAGGAGAACACACAACUAGUUCACAGGGUUAAUGAGCUGGAGGAGCAGCUGAAAGACACAGAGACACGAGCAGAUCAAAACCUGCAGGAGGGACUGAGGCGACAUCGAGAGGCCUACGGCAAGAUGGAGCGAGACAAGAACACACAGACAGAGCUGCUGAACAACCGAGUUAAGCAGCUGGAGGAGGAGAACUGCGAGAUGUCUCUUCACAUGUGCCGACUCAGGUCACAGACGGAGAAACUGGAUGAGGAGAAGCAAAGAAUGACGGACAAGUUGGAGGACACCAGUCUGCGCCUGAGGGACGAGAUGGACCUCUACAGGAAGAUGAUGGACAAACUGAAACAGAACAGACUCCAGUUCCAGAAAGAGAAGGACGCCAUGCAGGAGCUGAUAGAGGACCUGCGUCGAGAGCUGGAGCAUUUGCAGCUGUUCAAGCUGGAGACGGAGAGGCCUGGCCGCGGACGCACCUCCUCCACGAGUCUGGCCGACUUCAACUGCAGGACCAGGGAGGUGGAGCUGGAACACGAGGUCAAGAGACUCAAGCAGCCGUUUGCGUCCCAGGACUUUCCUCCCUCUGAAUUCCAGCACCUGGUGUUGUCCGGGGCUUGGUUCCAUCCUGGCCUGAUGGAGAACCAGAAGCUGAGGGAGCAGAACGAUGAUCUGAACGGUCAGAUCCUCAGCCUCAGUCUCUUUGAAGCAAAGAACCUGUUCGCCACUCAGACCAAGGCCCAGUCUCUGGCUGCAGAGAUAGACAAUGCCUCGAGAGACCAGCUGAUGGAAGCCCUGAAGGAGCAGGAGGAAAUCAACCUGCGCCUGCGACAGUACAUGGACAAAAUCAUCCUGUCCAUCCUGGACCACAACCCCUCCAUCCUGGAGAUAAAGAACUAGCAGUGACUCAACUGGAGUGAGACUCAUCCUGGAACUCGGGAGGGCGAGGAUCAUUCCAGUUGCUGCAUCAAGACCUGAUUCUGUACAGGAAAGCAGAGACAGGGCAGAGCCAGUCGGAAACUGGGACAUAUAAAUAGACAUGCAUCGCCCCCUGCUGUUUGUGGCUGGAAGGGGACUUCUUCCGCAGCGAAAGCUCAAAGCACUGGUUGCUCACUGACUUUUGAUCAUACUGCUGCGACUCUGCAGCUUGAACUUUGUUUAUGUACGUCCUUUGACCUGAAGACAAAACUGGAGAUCCUGCUUUCAGCGAUCACUGGACAUAAUGAACUCGGGAUUAGAAACUGGAUCGAUGUAUUAAACCUGAUGUGGGUUCUACUGUUUCCUGGUGUAGUGUUGGCUGAGGCAGUUUGGUACAGUGUAGAGAGAGACGUUUAGGACGGUACAGUGAGACAGACAAACAAAGUUGACAUGCAAGACUGCAAACCUGAGCGAGACAGACAUGAAGGCGGGUCAGUCCACUGCUGUCUUCUCUCCCCCUGUCAUGUCGGUGGUCUUUGAAAGGAUGUGAUUUGCUCGGACCAGCAGGUGUUGAAAGGAGGCUGAGGCAGAAGUGGUGAGAGAAAGAAAUGAGGAAUGCCUUGAUGUGAAGUUGAAAACGAUGAAUCAAGUAACAGUCGGAAGUCGGAUGAUGAUCCACGGAUCCUAUCACAGGAGGGUUUUUGUCUUUUGUGAAGUCAGUGAAUGUUUAUAGAAGGUGAAGUUGUUGGGGGGGUUUAUAUUCUUGAGACCACGUCUUCCAGGAACUUGAGACAGCACUUGCAGAGUCAAUCAGUCCAGUGGUGAACCUUUUUUUCACCAAGAAGUGGCCCUUAGGUUGGAUCAGGCGAGUAGCAGAGUGUCACUUUAUGAGGCUGCAACCGAGGAGUGUCUUUAAAUUGUGUACUUCCGUGGCUGCUGUGUGCCAGCAAGAGCAUGAGCUUGUAAGGAUUCUCUCCGUUGAUAGCAAUAGACCCAAUGAUUUUGCACAGAAAUGUUAUGAAAUGAAUGUAUAGGACGUACGGUGGAGUGGCGAGUAGCCAUUGUGACGUGGUUUACUCAUCUCUCUCUACUCAGUAAAAAUCAACUCAGAAACUGGAUGUGAGCGUCCAUCACCUUUUUGGUACAAAAGACUGGAUUAGUACAGUUUUUUUAUUCCCAACUUUAUUCAAGAACGUGGUCUUUAGUUUGACUGCAGGAUAUUUCAGAUUUCCUGCGCUCCCACUGCGUCUGUGCGCACAUGAAACGUCUGCUCCAUGAUUUCUUCUCUGCUCUUGGUUAUCUUUUCUUCUGCGGUUGGAUUAUUUUGUGCGAUAAGUCUUUCAAAAUUCCCCAACCAAUAGAAUGCUCGUCGUAGUGUUAAAAAUGAAAUUGUCCCGCCCCCACAUCGCUGGUGUGUUAGCUUUACUGCACAAGCAAAAUCUGAAUGUGCCACCAAUAAAUCCUGCUCUCAAACAGAAACACCACGCUGUCCAAUAAAGACGGGGGGGGGGGGGGGGGGGGGA
Molecule: messenger RNA, 3612 nt
Organism: Platichthys flesus (European flounder)
Lineage: Eukaryota; Metazoa; Chordata; Actinopteri; Pleuronectiformes; Pleuronectidae
Gene: rab11fip4b
Product: RAB11 family interacting protein 4 (class II) b
Exons: 14
Coding region: 431-2071 (546 amino acids)
Biological process (GO): regulation of cytokinesis; endocytic recycling
Cellular component (GO): midbody; recycling endosome membrane; cleavage furrow
Source: RefSeq, a predicted model, not a curated record